AUGACGCUAACAAUCUCGCGGCACAUAGAAGUGCGCGAGUGUUUCAAUCAUGAGGAGGAUGACGCUGAUGGUCAUAUUGAUGAGUUCCGUCAGAGGAUCAACGGUAACACAGGAGUAGGAGUAGAAGAAGAAGAAGAAGAAACUGACAACGAUAUUUCCGACUACGAGGACGACGAAGAUGUUGGUGAUAUCAUCGAUGAGGCGAAUGAAGAUGUUAUCAAUGAUACCGGCGACGAGGAAAUCGCUGAUAUGGUCGACGAAAUUCCGGAAACACAGGACGUGACGCAGGAAGUCGGAGAAGAGGAGGGAUGUCGUUGGUGCGGGGUGGUGGUGCUGUCCAGCCCUUCGUCUUCACAAAGGGGAGAUCAACAACUAGCGUCACCCCCGCGGUCCCGUCAGUCGACACCGGCGACGACACCAUCGCCGACGUCGUCGCCGCCGCCGACGCAGUCACUGUCACUGUUGCCGCCGACACCACCGACACCUCGUCAGGCUCAAAAUGAAGAUCAAGAGCAGGAGCAUCAGCAACAGGAGCGACGACGGAAAGAAGCGACUUUCGCGAUACGGCCGCCUCCUGAAGGUAGCGAUAUGGCUCAAUGGCUAGAAAACGCGUUUCGUGAAAUCCGAACGUAUGCCGUACAUUUGUGCGAACCGAGCGAUUACGUCGGGUUAUCAUUUGAGUCGGCUAAUCUAGCGCGUGAUCCAGCGGAAUUGUCGUUUCGUCCAGCACGCGACCAAAUCCACGAAAACAUAUGGGGGCUCGUGAGUUCGGUGGCGCAAAGUGCUGGAGGAAUCGAUAUCGCGGAAAAUUUCACGGUACGCAUUUUCAGAGUUUCGGUAUCUGCCGGUCGCGGACCGGCACGCAUGCAUUACGAUCGCGGGCAGUUAGGGGAACUACAUGAAAGAUGGGAAUCUGUGAGACAGCAACGUUCUUCUUUACAACGUGAGUUGGCUAAAGAAUUAACGAUUUCUGCGGGUAUAACGAUUCCCGAGAAUGGGGUGCGUGAAUUUGUUUUUCUCUAUGAUCCGGUAAAAGAAUUUGUAGAUUUCGCAACGCGAACGUCAAAAUAUUUUAACAAAAUAAUUUGUAUCGCGCAUAAUGCGAAAGCGUUUGAUGCUCAAUUUAUCUUAACAUACAUCAUAGAACAAUCUGGCAUAAGUCAAGAGCCACGGGUAAUUUUGAACGGGACGAAAAUUAUCAUGAUGGUCGGUAACACGAAAUUUAUUGAUAGCUCAAAUUAUAUGCCGAUGCGAUUUUCUGAUUUACCUAAGGCUUUCGGGCUGCAGGAUACAUCAGGUAAAAGCAUCUUUCCUCAUUUAUUCAAUACAAAAGAGCAUAAAGCAUAUAUCGGACCAAUACCUAGCGCACGGUAUUAUUCGCCUGAACAAAUGAAACCCGAGGAACGCGAGCAUUUUAUAAAAUGGCACGCCGAGAUGACACAAUCCGGCUUCAUUUUUGAUUUUUAACGCGAAAUAGUCAAAUAUUGUCGUAACGACGUAGAUAUCCUUCGACGGGUGUGCUUGGCUUUCAGGAAAAUCUUUCUUGAACGCGGGAGCGUGUGUUCGUUCGUGGAAUGCACGACUAUCGCUUCUACGUGUAUGAAAGUUUUUCGCAGAAACUUUUUACGCGGGGAAGAAAUAGGAGUCAUUCCAAGAUAUAGAGAUAAUCACUCGCGCAAAGCCGUGAAGUGGUUGGUGUGGAUAGAGCCUGAGCUUAAUCAACAGAUAAUUCACGCGGGGCGAGGGCGCGAGUUUCGGAUUGCCGAUACGCCCGUUGAUGGAUAUUAUAAAACUGAUUUGGAGAACGAGACGCGACGUUACUUGUUACAAUUUCACGGAUGCUUUUGGCAUGGUUGUCCAUCAUGCUUCCGAAUAAAUCGCGAAAGAAAACUCAAUUCUUCUACCGAUCAUGGCGAAACGAUCGACACGCGCUACGAGCGAACUCUCGCAGCGACAUGGCGCCUUCUACGACGGGGAUACCUGAUGAUGGAGAAAUGGUGCGAUUUCGACCGGGAAAUACGUAAGAAUAAUGAGUUGCGCGAUUUUCUUGAAAAUGCUCCGAUAAUAAAGAACUCACCUCUCAAUCCGCGCGAUGCAUUUUUCGGUGGCCGAACGGGGAAUAUAGCAAUCCGAUGCGAUGUUGUGGAAACGGAGAAAAUACGUUACAUACACGUAUGCUCUCUGUAUCCCUAUGUACUGAAAACGGAUGCUUUUCCGAGCAGUUACCCAAAGAUCUACAUCGGAGAGGAAUGUUCCGAGUUAAUCGGCGUAGCUCCAGAUUUCAAUUUCAACUCGAUCGAAGGUCUCAUUCGUUGUAAAGUACUCCCUCCGCGCGAUCUCUUUCAUCCGGUACUCCCGUAUCGCGUACGUGGCAAAUUGUUGUUCGCGCUGUGUCGGAGUUGCUGCGAAAUGUUCUCACAAGCCGAGUGUACUCACAGUCUCGCCGAGCGUGAAUUCGAGGGUAUCCUGUGA
Trachymyrmex cornetzi is the source of this 2472-nucleotide messenger RNA. RefSeq lists its product as uncharacterized. The record is from RefSeq and is a predicted model, not a curated record. The transcript has 6 exons. NCBI's taxonomy places the organism in Eukaryota, Metazoa, Arthropoda, Insecta, Hymenoptera, Formicidae. Gene Ontology annotation, biological process: DNA replication. Gene Ontology annotation, molecular function: DNA-directed DNA polymerase activity; DNA binding; nucleotide binding.